AUGUCGCUUGUGUUUCGUAGGAGCAGAGGCUUGAUACCUGCCGCUAAAACCUCAGCACGGUAUGUAUCCUCAGCAACAGCCACUUUUUCUGAGGAUAUAUACCAAGACACAACCACAACCAAAGUACAAACCAACAUUAGACAGAGCUCCACGGGAAAUGCACUGGCCCAAACAGUUAAAGAAGUUCUCGUUAACGUACAAUCUAGUUCAUUUUUGAAGUCUUCUGUUCCAGACAAGGUAUUUGCAACUGGAACUUUCAACCCACAUUCAGUGUCCCAUCAGCUUUACCGAUUCGCACAAGAACAACAGUAUGACAUGCUUUUAAAGGCAUUCCUUAAAUGGACUUCAACCUCUGUUGGGUUAGAAUCUUUGCAACUGGUGUUAACCAAAGAGCAGAUUUCUUACUUCAUCAAACUUCUUAUUGAUCAUCAAAAGACGUUGAUUGUCAAUAUGCUUAAUAUCAAUCGUAGUAACCGUCUGACACGGGCCAUGGAUAACGCUAAAUCCAAGGAGAAACAUUAUAGAAAUAGCAUUAGAAAUAUCUACAGUAACCUUAUAUAUGGACCUAAGUCCGGUCCAGAAGGUUUCAUAUACCAUCGUACGAAGCGAGGAGAUCUUUACAAUUCAUCACAUCUUACUGGAUACAGAUUGACAGUGCCAGAUUAUGAGAAUUUAAUCUUGCAUGAACUUACUUGUAAUAAAUUAGAUUUGGCUAGUAAGUGGUUCGAAAGAUUUGAAGCUGAAUUUGGGUCUCAAUCAAGAGAAUUAAUGACUGAUAGAAUGUGGAUGUACAAGUUUCUGGUUUUAGGAGGAGGAAAGGCGCCACAUUGGCAAGUUAAGGAUUCUGAAUAUUAUGUUCGUAAGACUAAGAGCACUCCAUAUGUAUUAAAAACUCAACAGAAGUGGCUGGAGGUUUAUGCUGAUUAUGUUGAACAAAGAGGAAGUCCUAAUGAUCCUCGAAUCACAGAACAACUUAUUUAUUCUAUGGGGUACGCUGAAAACACUGAAUUUUUAACCCAAUAUAUCGAAAGUGUAUGGGGUAUAGCAUACAAUGGAGUACCAACAAAACCGGCAGAACUUCGCGGAGAUCCCUUAUAUCCUAAUUUGGAUAUUCUUCAAGCCAUUGUAGUAUCACUUUCAUAUAAUCAUAAGUUUUUCCAAGCUAUGAGUUAUAUAAAUGCAUUUCAAGAAGUUUAUGGUGGGAAAGAAUUUGAUCUUUCCAGACAUGAUGCACUUCCAUUUUGGAAAACCAUAUUCCAUUGGGCUGAUCAAUGUACUCGAUUUAAUGAACAAAGAGCACUUCAACAUUAUUUGAAAGGUACAUCAGUAGAUAUAAAAAGUGUUCGUUCAGAAGAUCUUAUUAAAUCUGCACAACAAGAUGUUGAUUUUGAAUAUGAAAAAUAUUUGACAUUUAUAGAUGAAUUAAAAUCCAAAAGAUCAAACACUUUAGAAGAAAUUUGGAAAUUAUUCACAUCAACUAAUACUCAUUUUUCACCAAAGAUCUUUGAAGUAAGAUUAAUGACAGCACAAGAAACUAGAAGUGAAGAAAAGUUUUAUGGCUUAAUGGAGGCUCUUGCUGAAAGAUACCAUUAUUACGAGACAUCACCUACUUCAUUCAAUAGAAGAAGCAACUCCUCACCAUUAGCCCAAUUGCAUAAGAGUGCAGAAACAUUGUACUUGAAAACAUUACAAGCAUUUGUAGACAUCAAAGGGUUUGAUGGAUAUAUUGGUCAAUGUGAACCAUUGAUUCAAGAAUGGAGUUUGAAUGAGAAAAUGAAGGUUAAAAUGGAUACUUUCCUUGGUGAGAGAAUGUUAAAAUAUCGUUCAACUUUAGAGAAGAGACGUGAAGAGAAAAUGAUUGAACAAAGAACCGAAAAUGAAGAUGAAGGAUUACUUGAUUUAUUUUAA
This is a messenger RNA of [Candida] anglica, 1908 nucleotides long. Lineage: Eukaryota; Fungi; Ascomycota; Pichiomycetes; Serinales; Debaryomycetaceae. The record is from the annotation of a GenBank genome assembly.